Messenger RNA from Lacerta agilis (Sand lizard), 1008 nucleotides. RefSeq names its product proteasome activator subunit 3 (gene PSME3). Lineage: Eukaryota; Metazoa; Chordata; Lepidosauria; Squamata; Lacertidae. The transcript has 11 exons. Gene Ontology annotation, cellular component: nucleoplasm; cytoplasm; proteasome activator complex. Gene Ontology annotation, biological process: positive regulation of endopeptidase activity; regulation of proteasomal protein catabolic process; regulation of G1/S transition of mitotic cell cycle. Bases 100 to 864 code for a protein of 254 amino acids. The record is from RefSeq and is a predicted model, not a curated record. Gene Ontology annotation, molecular function: endopeptidase activator activity.
GCGGCGAAGAAGCCGGUGGUUUGCUCUGGCAGCGGCGGCGCGUUCGCGGAACGAAAACGAGACGGACCCGGCUAGGGAUAGCGGUUCCCCCGCCCUGCCAUGGCCUCCCUGCUCAAGGUGGAUCCGGAAGUUAAGAUCAAGGUAGACUCUUUCAGGGAGCGGAUCACAAGUGAAGCUGAGGAUCUGGUGGCAAGUUUUUUCCCAAAGAAGCUUUUAGAACUCGAUGCGUUCCUUAAGGAUCCCAUUCUGAACAUUCACGAUCUCACCCAAAUCCACUCAGAUAUGAACCUUCCUGUUCCAGACCCAAUCCUGCUCACAAACAGUCAUGAUGGACUAGAUGGGCCCAAUAUGAAGAAGAGGAAGCUGGAAGACUGUGAUGAGAACUUCCAGGGUACCAAAGUCUUUGUCAUGCCUAAUGGGAUGCUGAAGAGCAACCAGCAGCUGGUGGACAUCAUUGAGAAGGUGAAACCCGAGAUCCGGCUGCUAAUUGAGAAAUGCAACACGGUCAAAAUGUGGGUGCAGCUGCUGAUUCCCAGGAUAGAGGACGGCAACAACUUUGGCGUUUCUAUUCAGGAAGAGACUGUGGCGGAGCUCCGAACUGUGGAGAGUGAAGCAGCUUCAUACUUGGACCAGAUCUCUAGAUACUACAUCACACGGGCAAAGCUGGUUUCUAAAAUAGCUAAAUAUCCCCAUGUGGAGGAUUACCGUCGCACGGUGACUGAGAUGGAUGAAAAGGAAUACAUCAGCCUGCGGCUCAUCAUUUCGGAGCUCAGAAAUCAAUAUGUGACUCUGCACGACAUGAUCCUAAAGAACAUUGAGAAGAUCAAGCGACCCCGGAGCAGCAACGCAGAGACCCUCUACUGAGCUGUCGGCAAUCUGAACUCAUGAACUGUUCAGAAGGCUCAAGGCAGCCCCUUUGCCUCAGUUUAUGUGACUAUCAAGAUGGGGAAUCUGGCUGGAAACAGUCCUCACCACACUUUUAGUUAAAAAAAAAAUCUAAAGAAACUC